UUCAUAUUGAUUACAAUGUAUCAUUUGAGAAAGGAAAGAAUUUGAGAGUACCAGAGCGUGUUCCAUUCAGGAUGACCCAGAAUGUGGAGCAAGCACUUGGGGUUACUGGCAUUGAGGGUCUUUUCAAACAUUCAUCUGAAGAAGUUUUAAAAAUAAUGAGAAAAGGACGCGAGACUCUACUAACAUUGUUAGAAGCGUUUGUGUAUGAUCCUCUUGUUGAUUGGACGACUGGUAAUGAGGGCGGCUUUGCAAGUGCCUUCUAUGGUGGAGGUCUCAUGAACCCAGUAGUGGCUGACAGGGGACAAAGUAAAAGAGAAAUGCAGAGAGAGAUUACAAUGAGUUUAUUUUCAUCACAUGUGGCUGAGGUUAAAGGGUCAUGGUUUAAAAACAGAGAUGACAUGCUUGCUGCAUUGGCCCUUUUAAAUGAUGAUUUAUCAAGUUACAUUGAUGCUGUCCAAGAUUACCAGUGUUUGGAAGACAUUCAUAGCAACCUAGGAUGUCAGAAGGAGUAUGUGACGGCAGCACAGUCAGACAAAACACACUCCUUGCAUUCCCUAGGUCAAAGGUACAAUGUUUUCCAUGGAAUUACUAGAGCCAAAUGCGACCCAGACAAAAAGAAUGUAGAGUGUUAGGCAGAAUAUAGGACA
Molecule: messenger RNA, 647 nt
Organism: Anneissia japonica
Lineage: Eukaryota; Metazoa; Echinodermata; Crinoidea; Comatulida; Comatulidae
Product: serine/threonine-protein kinase SMG1-like
Exons: 4
Coding region: 72-632 (186 amino acids)
Cellular component (GO): nucleus
Source: RefSeq, a predicted model, not a curated record